AUGAAGCCUCCUCAUCAAUCUGGCAAGUCGAGACACCGACGCACACACUCCUCGUACAAUCGCUUUGCAGGUUCACUGAACUCGCCAUCGCCAAGGCCCUCGACGCAGGACCAAGAGCCGUCCGUCGUAUCGUGGGAUAACGGCCGCCGUGUUUUGACACCAUACAGAGCAACUCCGAACAACCGCUACGAGAUAGAACCGCUGCGGCCGGUGGCCUCGAGCGUACCGCUUCGCGCCCAUGUCUCGCCCAGCAAAACCGGAGAGGGUUCCAUGACGCGCUUCAUCGAGGUUCCCGACAACGCUCCUCCGCACGCCCAGAGCAGACAGGCUCCAUCCCAGAGCCAACAUGGCAUCAGGGGAACAGGGGCCCAUGACGAUUCUUUGACCCGUUCUCAGGGUAACUACCGAGACCCUUCACUGAGACGCGGCAGCGGUAUGGUUGUCGAAACUCCGAGGGCGAUGCGAAAGGCCAUUGGGGAAAAGAGGAAGAAUGGAGAAUGGGCACCGAACUCGACUCAGGCCUCGGCAAUGGUCCCCACGCCUGCCAACUCCCGCGAUGCCUCCAAGGAGUCGAGAGAUCUUGAGAAAGAGCCCCUUGCAAAGAUCACAGAUUGGGGAAACGCUCCGCAUCGGCCUCAACGAGGAGAUGUCCCACCCUUGGUUGUGCACCAGCCGAUAUCUGUCGAGGGAUCCCCAAAGUGUCAACUGUCGAACCUUGAACGAACUCGCAUUCUCAACAUAUGUAUAAGUUCGCAGAAAGACUACCUCAGUCUGCAGCCGGUCAUGAACCACACAGAGGAAGACUUCUGGCGCGCCAUCAUGCAACGCAUCGAACCCACUUCGCGGGACAAGUUCACCGACUGGAAGCACCUGCGGACCAACACGAAUUCAUGGUGCGACGGACGCCGAAAGGAACUCAGAGAGGGCGCCCUCCCUCCGCCACGCGACGUGCGCCGAGAGCUCGACAUCGCCAUUGACGGAUGGAACAAGAUCUGGGUUCAGCGGUUCACGACCCUGCACAAGGGGUAUUUCGAGACUGCCGUGUGGGCCGCGGUGGAAAGGAAGGUACUCUCGUUUGUGCAAGAGGAGCUCUACGACUGGAUCAACGGCGAGUUGGCGAAGCGCAGAGACGCCAUCGAAACGCGGAGCCGGGCUCGACUGCUCCGGGAGAACAGCACUCGCGAGGACUACAGCAAGACAUUUGAGCUGUUUCACGACAAGGUCAAGUCGGGCGGCCGCGUUGCCUUUGAGAUCCGGGAGUCCGAGGCCAUCAUGUCUCUGAUGGUUGACAUCCAGCCAGGUUUGGAGAAGAUCAUUCGUGGGCACAUGAAGCACAACGACAUCAACAGCGAGGCUGCCCACAAGUCCAUCUCACACUUACAUGACAAUGAAAGCGAGGUUGGCCUACCCCGGGACGACGAGGUUCUGCCCUCCAUCGAAUCCAAUACCCCGGAGCUAUCUCCUCGAAUCCUGCAGCUGCUCCAGAGUUAUAAGGGAAAGUAUCGGGAAGCGCUACGAGACAACGAAGAUAAGAAGCAGGAGAAACUUCACGUCGACGAGACACCCGAUCGGCCAACCAAGAAGCGAAAGACUAACCGAGAGCCCAAGCCUGCGAAGAGCAGCACUCCGAAACCCCGUGUCGAGACUCAGGAAGCUCAGAGUCCUGAAUCAACUUCAAGCUCGUUCUCCUUCUUGCCAUUGAGUGACUUCAUCAACCGCCAUCUAAGCGUGAGAGGAGAAACGCCUAGCUCUCCCCUCAAAGGUCGAUCCAAGACAACUGCUAUUGUAUCGAAUGUCGAAUCCCUGGCUCGUAAAGAGGGUGAACGCAUAUCACCGUCUGGAACAUCGAAGAAGUCGAAAUCGAAGGCGGGAAAGUCGAGCUACGACACCACAGUUGCUGUAACUCCAGUGGCCAAUACGGGCGAACGCAUGUCACCGUCUGGAGUGUCGAAGAAGUCGAAGUCUGGGAAGUCGAGCCAUGACACCGCAAUUGCUUCAUCUCUGGUUAGCAACAAGGGCGAACGCACAUCACCUUUUGAAACAUCGAAAAAGUCGAAGUCUGGGAAGUCGAGCCAGGACACUGCAGUUGCUUCGUCUCUAGCUGGCAAUGAGGGUGAGCCUAAAAAGUCUUCUGGAAAAGCGAAGACGUCGAGCAAUGAAACGCCACCACCGGAACGAAUGGCCUCACUACCGACUCCGAGAGACUCUGGAUUGGUAAAGACGCCGGCUCCGUCACAUCAGCAGCAUGUAUUCGCGAUUCCUCACCGUCCCAACCAAGGGAAUCCAAGUGGACAAAGCGAAUCUCCGCCUCUCUGGCACAAGAAUAGCAAAAGACGCUACAGGAACAACAGCCCACUGAACCAACAAAAUCGGCCGAGCAGUUUGAGCUCGCGCAACUUACAGCCGACGCAUCGGGGCGGGACGGGUCAGCCGGAGGACAGAAACACUGAAUUCCGAACCCAGAUCGAGUCUCCACUGCGAUUUCGGGAGAGCACAGUUGACUUUCAGGCCAUGGCGCCGAGAGCACGCGAAGACAUGCUAUUCCGAGCAAUCAAGACGUUCAUGCACGGAGAACGUCGCGGAUAG
This is a messenger RNA of Ilyonectria robusta, 2586 nucleotides long. RefSeq lists its product as uncharacterized. The record is from RefSeq and is a predicted model, not a curated record. The transcript has 2 exons. Bases 1 to 2586 code for a protein of 861 amino acids. Lineage: Eukaryota; Fungi; Ascomycota; Sordariomycetes; Hypocreales; Nectriaceae.